AUGAAUCCUAGGUUCGUUGCCCAAGAACUGAAGCAGUCCUGUUUUUCCUUCAAGAAAACAGUUGAUAAUUCCAAAAUUCAAGGCGCGGCCACGAACAACCAUGAAAGUCACAAAAGCACUCUCAAUUGUCCUCUGUUGGCCCCGGGUGUUCUUACGCAAGAUCGAAAGAUUGCAAGGCCCACCACCCACUGUCUGUGGUCAUUUAAAAGUUAUCUGAAAUCAUGGCACAAUUACAGCAUAUUCUAG
Cylindrotheca closterium is the source of this 246-nucleotide messenger RNA. The record is from the annotation of a GenBank genome assembly. Lineage: Eukaryota; Bacillariophyta; Bacillariophyceae; Bacillariales; Bacillariaceae.